Malassezia restricta is the source of this 1719-nucleotide messenger RNA. RefSeq names its product histone acetyltransferase. The transcript has a single exon. NCBI's taxonomy places the organism in Eukaryota, Fungi, Basidiomycota, Malasseziomycetes, Malasseziales, Malasseziaceae. The record is from RefSeq and is a predicted model, not a curated record. The coding region runs from base 1 to 1719 and encodes 572 amino acids. Gene Ontology annotation, biological process: regulation of DNA-templated transcription. Gene Ontology annotation, molecular function: histone acetyltransferase activity.
AUGAAAAACACUGCGACUAGCAAGAAACGUCAAGGAGAUUCCAAGGCCCAAGCUCGUCAGAAGGUGCGGGAAACAUGGCGACUUUGUGCCUUUUGUUUAGGCACGGAGGAGCAGAAUCGACACACGAACCAAUCGGAGCCUCUCGUCGAGUGUAGUGAGUGUCACAGCUGCGGGCAUCCAACAUGCAUGGACUGGGAUCGAGAAGGCAAAAAAUACGCCAUUGUACGCUCGUAUAAAUGGCACUGUAUGGAAUGCAAGACAUGCGAACGGUGCCAUGGCAAGGAGAAUGACGAUCAAAUUAUAUUUUGCGAUCGAUGUGAUCGGGGUUGGCAUAUCUAUUGCCUGCGACCUGCUCUCAGUAAACUACCUAAGGGUACGUGGUUCUGUCCCCUGUGUAAACCAGUGGAAAAACAUGUGCCUGCCUCACCGGCCCCCCAGUCUCGCGCACCUUUACCAAAGCGUAAAAUUGAGUCGGCUGCUCCCCACAGAAAAGUCAUUCGAAUAAAACGAUCCAGCGCAGGGGAAAACGAAAAGGCAUCACAGACCACCUCAUGUGCUGAUGAUGCGCCUUUUAGUGGCCUGUUACAAGGUGAUGACGCUGAAACCAAGAUGAAUGAACCAAAUAAAGAUGAUAUGGAGCGAUUCGAGCGCAGUAAACGCGCGGCUAUGAACUGGUUGGGUGGUUCUUUAAAUGAACAACUUCCAAAUUCAAAGCAUGUGUCUGGCGUCGAUACCGUUUCCACUAACGCCAAUGCUGCCCACACUGGUAAAGCCUUGCCUAUAUCCAUGAUCCGGUUUGGAGCCUUUGAUAUUAACACUUGGUUCCAAGCGCCAUUCCCUGAAGAAUAUAGUCUUGUGCCUGAUGGACGCUUGUGGAUGUGUGAGUUCUGCCUCAAGUACAUGAAAAGUCGAUUUAUGGUGACGCGACAUCGCAUGAAAUGCAUGAUGCAGUUUCCUCCAGGUCAAGAGAUUUAUCGUGCUGGCAACAUUUCGGUAUUUGAAGUUGACGGAAGCAAAAAUAAAAUCUACUGCCAGAAUUUGUGCUUGCUUGCCAAAUUGUUUCUCGACCACAAGACACUGUACUAUGAUGUUGAACCUUUUCUGUUCUACGUGUUUGUGGAGAGCGAUGCAUAUGGUUCGCACUUCGUCGGGUACUUUAGCAAAGAAAAGCGUUCGCCCAUGGACUAUAAUGUUAGCUGCAUCAUGACCCUUCCCAUUCAUCAACGCCGAGGAUGGGGCUAUUUUUUUAUCGAGAUGAGCUACUUGCUUUCACGGAAAGAAAAGCGCCGGGGUUCUCCAGAAAGGCCGCUCUCUGAUCUUGGUUUCCUAACAUACCGCAGCUACUGGCGCUUGGCUGUUUUUCGUGUACUUGAUGCUGACCCAGUAUGCUCACUUGAGGACAUUUGUUCUCGCACAGGCAUGAAGAUGGAUGAUGUCCUCUAUACCCUUCAAGACAACAAUAUGUUGGAGGUAUUCCACAAUGAAGCAUCGACUGGUCGACUUCCCACCGAAUAUGAAGCCUCUAAAUUUGCCGACGAAAAAAAGGUCCCUCCAAAUGAUUAUCGUAUUGUGUGUGACUCGGAGCACAUACGCGCAAGCCUAGCAAAACACGAUGCGAAAAAUUACGUGCGUGUGGAUCCCACAAAAUUACGAUGGACGCCUUUUAUACAUAAGCGCACUGGACUUGAACCCAUAACAUCGAACGAAGUGCCGGGAUAA